UGCGCUUAGUCGUCCAAAAGUUCUAUUUUACAGUACUUCUGCGCUUUUGAUUGUCGUCACUGUAACCCUGCCUUGGAUCUCGAUUCCGACUGUAUCAGUAACAACUUGUUUUUCGCACUUACUGUGUGCCAGGGAUUGUGACAAGCGCCUUAUGUACGUUGUCUCAUUAACUUCUCACACCAACUUACUCAGACUCAAAAAAGGUCCGUCUAAUCCAGCCAGGAAAGGGUCUUCCAGCUCCAGACCCAUGUGACCCACUGUGCUCGCCUGCAGAUCCCAGGGUAAUCCACAUCUCAAAGUCCACAGCCUUCCAUGUCUGCAAGUUCCUCAGGAAAACAGCAGGCCCCUGACUGCCCCAGGCCAGUUCCUGUAGCUCCAGGUGGACCGUGCUCAAUGGAUCCAGAUCUGGUGAAUAUAAAAUGUCUCAUUCCGGCCAAGUAGCCACAUCCUGGAAGAGGUGGCUGAGGACUGGUCCCCUCCUGCCAGAGCCAGGCAUGGGCCCCUCAGAGGACCCCAGGGACCGAAGACAAGCCCUCAAAAACACCCCCGGCCUGGAGACCAGCUCUGGUGGAAAACAGGCCCACCCUCAGGCCAUCCUGAUGGUGCAUGUGACUUUUGUCAUCGACUGUGCCCGUGGGAAGCAGCUCUCCCUGGCAGCACCCACAGUGCUGCCCCAGGCCCUGGGUCCCGGCCAGGGCCCUGUCACCCCAUCAGUGAAGACCUAUAUUGUGUUCUGUGGGGGGAACCAGUCCCCAGUGACUCAGGGCACACUCCUGGAUGGGCAGAGCUUUGCUCAGCCCAAGGACUCCCCGAAACCCUGCAGAGGGGCUGAGGCCCCUACUUUCUGCCCCACCAACCCAUCCAGCCCCCAGGAAGUUCCUAAAGCCAAGGAGAGCCCCUGGAAGGUUGGGCCCACCAUGGCUUCACCUUAGUGGGUAGUCAAGGGCUCACUCAAAGCCCUGACCUCCUGUGUCUGUGGACAGGCCGAGUAGGGCGAGAUCCAGGGCCGACCUCCCUUCCCCAGCCAAGCAGGAGUCUGGUGCCUGCGCUGGGCCCACGAAAGGACCCCGGAACAGCACCCCUCUGUCCUUUAUCCCCUCUGCUAGGCUCUCAGCAGAGCCAGGGCCACCAUUGUGGCUUUUCUGGAGCACAUAUUCUUCGGGUGAGGAAUGGGAGCACUGAACAAAUAACAAAAUAAAAGUGACUCAGAACAGGACCAGUGUGAGGGGACAGGCCCUUCUGACAAGGUGCUUGGGAAAGGACUUGCUGAGCAGGCAACACUAGAGGCUGACCCGAGAGAUGGCAUCUGGUCCCAGGGAAAAUUGGGAUGGGGAUCAGGAAGGCACAGACACAGGCUAGGGGUGGCAGCAAGUGAUUGGGAAAUGAAGCCAGGCAUGGGGGCACACACCUGUAAUCCCAGCACUCGGAGCUGAGGCAGGAGGAUCAGCACAAGUUCAAGGCCAGCCUGGGCUACUCAGUGAGACCCUGUCUCAAAAAACAAAAAACAAAAAGGAAAGAGAUAGUCAGAAAUGACAUGGAAGACCAUAUUUGUCCAAAUAAAAGAAGAGAUUAUUUCUCAUUA
Molecule: messenger RNA, 1582 nt
Organism: Heterocephalus glaber (naked mole-rat)
Lineage: Eukaryota; Metazoa; Chordata; Mammalia; Rodentia; Bathyergidae
Gene: Srarp
Product: steroid receptor associated and regulated protein
Biological process (GO): positive regulation of intracellular estrogen receptor signaling pathway
Cellular component (GO): nucleus; cytoplasm
Molecular function (GO): nuclear estrogen receptor binding
Source: RefSeq, a predicted model, not a curated record